This is a messenger RNA of Pteronotus mesoamericanus, 2406 nucleotides long. RefSeq names its product HHIP like 1 (gene HHIPL1). The transcript is spliced from 9 exons. NCBI's taxonomy places the organism in Eukaryota, Metazoa, Chordata, Mammalia, Chiroptera, Mormoopidae. The coding region runs from base 1 to 2406 and encodes 801 amino acids. The record is from RefSeq and is a predicted model, not a curated record. Gene Ontology annotation, cellular component: membrane.
AUGGCGGGACGGCGAGCCGCGGCCCGCGCGCUGUUGGCGCUGCUGGUUCUGCGGGCGCUCGGGGCGGCGGCGCACCCGCAGUGCCUGGACUUCAGGCCGCCCUUCCGGCCCCCGCAGCCGCUGCUCUUCUGCGCGCAGUACUCGGCCUUCGGCUGCUGCACGCCCGAGCAGGACGCCGCGCUGGCCCGCCGCUUCGGGGCCCUGGCGGCGCGCGUAGACGCCGACUUGUGGGCCGCGUGCGCCGGCUACGCGCUCGACCUGCUGUGCCAGGAAUGCUCACCCUACGCGGCCCACCUCUACGACGCCGAAGACCCGGCCACGCCCCUGCGGACGGUGCCCGGGCUCUGCGAGGACUACUGCCUGGACAUGUGGCAGACCUGCCGGGGCCUGUUCCGCCACCUGUCGCCCGACCGCCAGCUCUGGGCGCUGGAGGGCAACCGCGCCAAGUUCUGCCGCUACCUGGCCCUGGACGACACGGACUACUGCUUCCCGCACCUGCUGGUCAACGAGAACCUCAACGCGAACCUGGGCCGCGUGGUGGCCGACGCCAAGGGCUGCCUGCAGCUGUGCCUGGAGGAGGUGGCCAACGGGCUGCGCAACCCCGUGGCCAUGGUCCACGCCCAGGACGGCACCCACCGCUUCUUCGUGGCCGAGCAGGUGGGGCUGGUGUGGGCCUACCUGCCCGACCGCUCGCGGGUGGAGAGGCCCUUCCUGAACGUCAGCGAGGCCGUGCUCACCUCGCCCUGGGAGGGCGACGAGCGGGGCUUCCUGGGCAUCGCCUUCCACCCCCGCUUCCGGCACAACGGCAGGCUCUACGUCUACUACUCGGUGGGGGUCGACUUUGACGAGUGGAUCCGCAUCAGCGAGUUCAGGGUCUCGGAGGACGACGUGAACACCGUGGACCACAGCUCUGAGAGGAUAAUCCUGGAGAUCAACGAACCAGCCUCGAACCACAACGGGGGCCAGCUGCUCUUUGGCAACGACGGCUACCUCUACAUCUUUACCGGUGAUGGCGGGAUGGCCGGAGACCCCUUUGGAAAGUUUGGGAACGCCCAAAACAAGUCAGCGCUGCUGGGCAAGGUGCUGCGCAUCGACGUGGACCACAGUGAGCACGACCUCCUCUAUGGCAUCCCUCCCGACAACCCCUUUGUGGGCGACCCCGCCGCGCGGCCGGAGGUCUACGCACUGGGGGUGCGCAACAUGUGGCGUUGCUCCUUCGACCGUGGUGACCCGGUGUCGGGCGCGGGCCGCGGGCGCCUCUUCUGUGGCGACGUGGGCCAGAACAAGUUCGAGGAGGUGGACCUGGUGGAGCGCGGCGGCAACUACGGUUGGCGUGCGCGCGAGGGCUUCGAGUGCUAUGACCUCAAGCUGUGCGCCAACGCCUCACUCGAUGACGUGCUGCCCAUAUUCGCCUACCCGCACAAAAUGGGCAAGUCGGUCACCGGGGGCUACGUGUACCGCGGCUGCGAGUACCCCAACCUGAACGGUCUCUACGUUUUCGGCGAUUUCAUGAGUGGGCGUCUGAUGUCCCUCCGAGAGAGCCCGGAGACGGGCCGGUGGCGGUACAGCGAGCUCUGCAUGGGCCGUGGCCAGACCUGCGAGUUCCCAGGUCUCAUCAACAACUACCACCCGCACAUCAUCUCCUUUGCAGAAGACGAGGCCGGGGAGCUGUACUUCAUGUCCACGGCCGUGCCGAGUGCCACCGCGGCACGGGGGGUCGUCUACAAAGUAAUCGAUCCCUCCAGACGGGCACCCCCCGGCAAGUGUCAGAUCCAGCCCGCCCAGGUGAAGGUGAGGAGCCGCCUCAUCCACUUUGUGCCCAAAGAAAAGUUCAUCCGGAGAGCAGAGAGCACACCGCAGCCCACAGCACGCGCGACCACCAGGGCGCCCCGCCGCCGCCGCCCCACAGCUCCUCCGCCAGUGCCCACCCCGAGCCGAGCACCGCGCCGAGCACGGCCCACCCGGCGCCCAGCACGGCCCACGCAGCAACCCGGGGGCCGGAGGACCACUGGGCGGCAGCGGGGCCGGCCCGGCAAGGAGAACGCCUCACCCUCGAAUGGCUCCGUGCGCCUGGUGCGGCCCGUGGGCCUGAGCCCGGGCCGCGGCCGCGUGGAGGUGUUCGCGGGCGGACGUUGGGGCACUGUGUGCGACGACCGCUGGGACAUCAAGGCCGCCACCGUCGUGUGCCGACAGCUCGGCUUCGCACACACUGUACGGGCCACCAAGCGCGCCGAGUUCGGCGAAGGCCGUGCGCUGCCCAUCCUGCUGGACGACGUGCGCUGCGGGGGCGACGAGAAGACCCUGCUGGAGUGCCGGCACGCCGGCCUGGGCAGGCACAACUGCGACCACCAGGAGGACGCCGGCGUCAUAUGCAGCCACAAGGACCCCGACCUGCCAGCGAGCUAG